AAACCAGUUGCCGCUGGGUUUGAGAUUCAUUUUUUAAACUAUUAACUAUCCCUCUAAUAAUGGCUCCUGUUACCCUUCAAAUGUAUCUGCAAGAUGUUACUAAUUGUAUCAACAAUCGAAACGGUAGAGGAUUGAGUCACUACCUUAUGUGUAGUGAUCCUCAUGUAUAUAAUUCUCGUCUAGCAGUGCCAGACCCAGAAAAUAUUGCUGUGUCGUACCUUGUAUCACCUUGGGAUGAGAUAGUUUCUGCUCAUGUGAGAUGUAUAUGGGCAAUGCGUAACCGUGAUUUCGAAGAAGCCUAUGCUUGUCAAAUAGUAUUAGUAAAGACUGUUGCCAAAGCACUCUCUGAAUUAAAAGAUGACAACUGGAUUUUACCUGUUGUACAUGCAGCUGCUAUUGAUUUAAGAAGGUUCGCUCACGGUUUGGACUCAAGGUUCACACCACAAUCGGAUAGUUUUCGAAAUCAAGGAAGAAGGAUGGAAAAUGCUGCUCAACUUAUUUUAAGGCUAUUUCAAAUAUGUGCAAGCGAUAGUCGUGCACAAGUUGAAGAUUCGAAAAAACUGGGUAUGAUGGGUUUAGCCAAUCAACUGUUUAAAAUUUACUUCCAGAUUAACAAACUGAAUUUAUGCAAAUCUAUGAUCCGCGCAAUCGAUAAUUUAAAUAUGAAUGAUCAUUUUAGUCUGGCACAACGUGUAACGUAUUGUUAUUAUGUUGGAAGAAAAGCAAUGUUCGACGGUGAUUUUGUGUCCGCCGAUAAAUCACUGACUUUUGCUUUUGAGCGUUGUUUAACGACGAAAUGGAAUAACAAACGUUUAAUAUUGAUUUAUUUAAUUCCUGUAAAAAUGUUACUGGGAGUACUACCCAAAGAAAGUCUUUUAUGUAAAUAUAAUUUGAAACAAUUCCAAGACAUUGCUGAUUCGGUCAAAACAGGAAAUUUACGUAAAAUGGACUCUGCCUUAGAAGAGCACGAAGCCUUUUUCCUAUCUUGUGGUGUAUAUCUGAUAUUGGAAAAGCUCAAGUUGACUGUUUAUCGAAGUUUAUUUAAACGAGUGUAAGUUUUUUUUCGCUCUUCUUUUUUUAUUUUUGUUAUGAAUUUUUCAGUUUCCAUCUCUUCUGUUGCUUUUCUGUUCUCUCAUUCAAUUUUAUAGUUGUCAUAUUAUGAAGACACAUCUACUACCGAUUGAAGUGUUUACAGCUGCACUACAUUUAAUGGGAGUUGAAGAUAUAGAUCCAGACGAAACGGAGUGUAUUCUGGCCAAUCUCAUUCAUGAAGGAAAAAUCAAAGGUUAUCUGGCACAUCAACAACAUAAAUUAGUUGUUAGCAAAUUGCAACCAUUCCCUCCGCUUACAAGUAGUAUGGCUAGCAGUUUAAAAUGAACUUCUAUCCAUCAUACUGGAUUAUCUCACCAAUGUUACUAUUUUAUACAAACAAAUAUUUUGUACAAAGUUUACCAAAUCUAAUUGUAAAGUGUAUAAAUACAUUUUCAUUAUUAGUGUUCUCUA
This is a messenger RNA of Schistosoma margrebowiei, 1503 nucleotides long. Lineage: Eukaryota; Metazoa; Platyhelminthes; Trematoda; Strigeidida; Schistosomatidae. The record is from the annotation of a GenBank genome assembly.